UGUUGAAUGGGCUGCGCGGGCCCCGGUUUGAAGCUCUGGCGAACGCGGCCUCCGGGGGCGCAAGGCAGCAGCAGCGGUGGCGACCAAACGGGUGUUGGAGUUGGCGGCGGCCAUGGAGGGCCUGGCUGGCUAUGUGUACAAGGCGGCCAGCGAGGGCAAGGUGCUGACUCUGGCCGCCUUGCUCCUCAAUCGGUCUGAGAGCGACAUCCGCUAUCUGCUCGGCUAUGUCAGCCAGCAGGGAGGGCAGCGCUCCACGCCCCUCAUCAUCGCCGCCCGCAAUGGGCACGCCAAGGUGGUGCGCCUGCUGUUGGAACAUUACCGGGUGCAGACUCAGCAGACGGGCACCGUCCGCUUCGACGGGUAUGUCAUUGAUGGUGCCACUGCUCUUUGGUGUGCAGCGGGAGCAGGACAUUUUGAAGUUGUUAAGCUUCUAGUCAGUCAUGGAGCCAACGUGAACCACACCACAGUAACUAAUUCAACCCCCUUGCGGGCAGCGUGCUUUGAUGGCAGACUGGACAUUGUUAAGUACUUGGUUGAAAAUAAUGCCAACAUCAGCAUUGCCAAUAAGUAUGACAACACCUGCUUAAUGAUUGCAGCAUACAAGGGACACACUGAUGUGGUCAGAUACCUUUUAGAACAACGUGCUGACCCCAACGCUAAAGCACAUUGUGGAGCCACAGCAUUGCACUUUGCAGCUGAAGCUGGGCACAUAGAUAUUGUGAAAGAGCUGAUAAAAUGGCGUGCUGCCAUAGUAGUGAAUGGCCACGGGAUGACGCCAUUAAAGGUAGCUGCCGAAAGCUGUAAAGCUGAUGUCGUCGAACUGUUGCUCUCUCAUGCUGAUUGUGACCGAAGAAGUCGAAUUGAAGCUUUGGAACUCUUGGGUGCCUCCUUUGCAAAUGACCGUGAGAACUAUGACAUCAUGAAGACAUAUCACUAUUUAUAUUUAGCCAUGCUGGAGAGGUUUCAAGAUGGUGACAACAUUCUUGAAAAAGAGGUUCUACCACCAAUCCACGCUUAUGGGAAUAGAACUGAAUGUAGAAAUCCUCAGGAGCUGGAAUCCAUUCGGCAAGACAGAGAUGCUCUUCACAUGGAAGGCCUUAUAGUUCGGGAACGGAUUCUAGGUGCCGACAAUAUUGAUGUUUCCCAUCCCAUCAUUUACAGGGGGGCUGUCUAUGCGGAUAACAUGGAAUUUGAGCAGUGUAUCAAGUUGUGGCUACACGCUCUGCACCUCAGGCAGAAAGGUAACAGGAACACCCACAAGGACCUUCUUCGAUUUGCUCAAGUUUUCUCACAGAUGAUACAUUUGAAUGAAACUGUGAAGGCCCCCGACAUAGAGUGUGUUUUGAGAUGCAGUGUCCUGGAAAUAGAACAGAGUAUGAACAGAGUAAGGAAUAUCCCGGAUGCUGAUGCGCACAGUGCUGUGGACAGCUACGAGUGUAACCUCUACACUUUUCUGUAUCUAGUGUGCAUCUCCACCAAAACGCAGUGCAGCGAAGAAGACCAGUGCAAAAUUAACAAGCAGAUCUACAACCUGAUUCACCUUGAUCCCAGAACUCGGGAAGGCUUCACCUUACUGCAUCUAGCUGUCAACUCCAAUACCCCAGUCGAUGAUUUCCACACUAAUGACGUCUGCAGCUUUCCAAACGCUCUGGUCACAAAGCUCCUGCUGGACUGUGGUGCUGAAGUGAACGCCGUGGACAAUGAGGGGAACAGUGCCCUUCAUAUUAUCGUUCAGUACAACAGGCCCAUCAGUGACUUUUUGACCUUGCACUCCAUUAUCAUUAGCUUGGUUGAAGCCGGCGCUCACACUGACAUGACAAAUAAACAGAAUAAGACUCCGCUAGACAAAAGUACAACUGGGGUAUCUGAAAUACUACUUAAAACUCAAAUGAAGAUGAGCCUCAAGUGCCUGGCUGCCCGAGCAGUUCGGGCUAACGACAUUAACUAUCAAGACCAGAUCCCCAGGACUCUGGAAGAGUUUGUUGGAUUUCAUUAAGUGACUGGAUAUGUAAAAUCGCUCAAUGUGGUGCUAAAAAGUAAAGGACUUUAAUCACAGACAAUAGAAUUAUGUGUUCCUAAAUUCUACUUUUCUUUUCACUGCCCUUCCUCCUAACCCAUCCUCCCUUCGUUCUGUAUUUGGCCUUCUUGCCUCUUGUGGUAAUCGGUUUCAGAUACACCUCAUGCAGAGUCAUGUUGUUUAGGUAUAACUAUAAAGAUGUUUGGACACUGGUCACUUAACUAUUUUUCUUUUUCUUUUUUUUUAAAGAAAUGAGUAUAACUUUGUAUAACAAAGGACAUUUAUGAUCAGAAGUUGAUAAUGUUUUAAACGGCUACCUAAAAAAGUAUUUCUGUUAAAAGCCUAUGUCAGCAUGUUAUCCACGCAGUAGUCUUGAGGAUUUAAUGAAGAAAAAGAUCUAAAAGGAACGUUAAAAAGACAUGGGAUCCCCAGGUGUUCUGUGCACGCCAAACUGCUGCAGACGGGUUUUCACUCUUCCAGUAUUUAUGUGAAGCGGAAGGACAGGAGGAUUUAAAAAAACAGAGCCGUGGAUUACUCUGAAAAAAUGUGCUAAUUUAGUAAUAUUCUCAAAUUUAUAAAGGUAAAUAAAUCUAUUGAAAUUGUAUUAUUCUGGGUGUUAUAUUCAGAGUAGUAAUAAUCUUAAAGCGGUUUUCAGAGAGUAUUGAUGUACUUUUGUCUUUAGACUUGAAUUCUAAAAUUCUUUUAAGUCUCUGUUUUAAUGUAAUUUAUCUAAAUUGCAGCAGUCUGCAUUAGCUCUCAGCUCCCAGACACGUAAAACUGAUGAUAAUCCCAAUAGAGUUACGCAGUCUAUUUUUGCUCCCUGUACGUUUCCCUUAUCCUCCUGUGUGGCGUCUUUGAAAAUUUGGAAGCUACUCUUCCAGAGGCCAUUUUUAGUGCUGCCUGAGUGCAGCUCUGCUCUGAAGCACACGGGGUUGCCAUGGGUCGGGAUGGACUCCACGGCAGAUGUUUGUGUAAUGAGGUGUUUAUGACAAAUGAAAGGGAACCUGGAUAUUUUAAUUUUAUUUUCAUAUUUUUUUUUUACUUAGUCGAUGACGAGAAGUAGAAGAAUCAUUAGUGUAGUAUUGGAAAUCAAAUGUUUUUGAUUAUGAAAAGUAAUUCAUGAUGCCAUUUUGAAAGGUAUUUCUAUCUGAGAGUGGCAUAUUUUUAACCACGAGAUGUUACUCAUUCCAGCAAGGCUGUACAGAGGCCUUUAUGUGUUUUGUUUUGUUGUAACUACCGCAUUUUAACUGUGAGGCUAAGAGUAUUCUGUGAUUAUUUUUUAAGCAUCACAGAAGUUCAAGUAAAGGUACACCCUUAUUUCUAUUGAUGUUAAUAAUGAGAAAGUAAAAUUAGCUUGUGUCUGUAUUUUUCUCUCUAGUGCCAAAUGAAUGCCUUAGCUCCUCAUAGUGCAUGGUACUGUAAGUGAAGACCUGCAGCUUUUUUUUUCUUUAAUGAAAAGCAUUAUAAUGAGUUGCAACAUCAGAUAGAAACUAAAAAACAAAAACAACUCUAAGGUUUCAAUUAACAUUUUUUGUAUGAAAAUUACUUUGUGAAAUAGAAAAGGUUGCAGUUGAAUCAGUAUAACACGUAAUGACCAAGCCAAAAUCAGCACCUAGGGCCUUAAAUAAAAUAGAGAUACCCUCCAAAAUGAAAUCCUUUGCAGGGUGGGAGGGAAUGGAAGGGAAGGGCUUUAAAACCUCUCCCCGCCCCCCACCAAGAAUGCCAGAUACUUUUACAGUCACUAUAUUAUACUUUGUGUGUCUUCCUGCUUGAGUUAGGAAUGUUCUGAUGAUAAAUUCUGCCGUGGCAGUAGAUUUCUGUUUUCCCAGCCUGAGAUUUUACGGGGAAGGUUUUUAGAAUGGUUUAAAAGGGGGAGGUAUUUUGAAUGAGCCCUAAUUUGAAAUUACUGGCCUUGAUCUUCCUGGGAUGUAUCAAGUAAAUACUGUACCUUGCUCUUGGUAGCUCUUGAGGCCUGAGAGAGAAAAUGUACUUCCUUAAGGUGAGUGAAUCAUGCCUUUUCCACAACUCAGGUUGGACCUUUUAUUUUUUGACUUCAAGGCCUACUUAUUUGACAGUUUAAGGAAUAGUUAGUACCCAUUAAUGUAUAUGAUUUUUAAACACCAAAACUUAAAAUAUCAGAUAACAUUGCAUGUUUUAAAAACACAUUUCAUCCCUUUGGCUACCCAGGACGAGCACCAUUUUAGAUAUUAUUUUUAAAAUGAGGCUAAUGAUCCUAUGUGCAUAUUCAUACAUUAAAGUUUAAUGACACUCGAAGGUUUCUGAGAAGAGAGCACUGAAUGCUGGCAAAAGUACAACUGUGCUGACUGAGAUGCUGGCCAGGUUGGAGCAAGAAUUUGAAGAUAGUAGAAUAAGCUAUGAAUUGUGCUGAUGGUAACUGAUGAUUUGUUUACGAUAGUAUAGUGGUACCUCGCGUGUUGUAUUGCUAAGGCUGUCGUGUAAAAUAAAUUCAAAUAUGUAUUGUGAAGCGUCUUUAUAAAACCAUUCUGGAAACAAGUGAUCUAAAUGCCUGUUUUUAAAAUUUUUUGGGCGGGAGGGGUAGAAUUAUUUUAAAAUGUGUUCAAAGCCUUUCCAAACUUGUGUGUUUUUUUCUUUUUUUUUUUUUAAAUGAAAAUAAAUAGGUAAGAAAGGUGAUAGUUCUGUAUCUCAGCUCUUUUCUCUUUCCCAGCCCCUUCUGUCACUUUAUAUUUGUUAUUGGUAGAAUUAUGCCUUGGACUGUAACUCUCAGUAAUUGUCAUAAAAAUUUGGGUACACUAGAGGCCCAGGUGGAUGCUUUCAUUUGCAAACCACGUGAAACUGAGAUGGGUUUUGUCCUUUGAGUACAGCUGGUGAGAAUAAACUCUUGCAUUUAGUAACUGUUUAACUCAAGGAAUGGGCAGCAGAUCCACCCCCCCAGUUGGUAGAGAAAGGAGGGGGACAUUAUUCCACAGAAGAACUGUGCCACUGACGUAGUUUUUUUCACUCCACCCUGGAUUGCUCUAGUAGGUCACAGUCCAACUGCCUCCAGGUCCUUAGCUCUGGGAACUUUAAACAAACCAAAAAGCAGACUUGGUCUCGCUUGAUUCUGGGAUGGGUUUUAUUUAAUUGUACUAAUAGCUGAUUAAUAACUGGUAAUGAGAAACCUAGAUGAUGUGAUAGCUCUGUUGGAAUAAAAGAUGAUUUGGGGGCUGCAGCUCCCCAAGUACCAACUCUGUAUUUGGCAAGGGUCCUUGAAAAUUACUACCCCAAGGGAACAGCACCCUGUCACCAGUUAGCACUGUAGCUGAGGCAGCUACCUGAUGAAAAAGACCAGUCGGGCUUAUUCAAGCAGAAGCAUUUCUCUUUUUGGAAGGGGGUGAGGCGGGAAGUGAAUUGCUGGUUUAGAAGCAGCCAGUGCUUGACUAGUGAGUAAAAAAAAAAAAAAAAAAAGAUGGGUAAAA
This is a messenger RNA of Loxodonta africana (African savanna elephant), 5454 nucleotides long. RefSeq names its product fem-1 homolog B (gene FEM1B). The record is from RefSeq and is a predicted model, not a curated record. Gene Ontology annotation, molecular function: protein binding. Bases 113 to 1996 code for a protein of 627 amino acids. NCBI's taxonomy places the organism in Eukaryota, Metazoa, Chordata, Mammalia, Proboscidea, Elephantidae. The transcript is spliced from 2 exons.